AUGCCGGCCAAAGCGCAAAGGUACGGGAAGCUGGCACAGGACGAGACCAAGGCUGGUCUACGUGCACGGAAGACGCGACCGGACUCGGACUCUGAGACAGAGGAUGAGUCCAAGCUCAGCGAGAGGGAGAUAGCCAAGAAGAAAUGGGUUCGGAGAUUGAGAUGGGCGUGGCGAAAGCUGACAGCGGCAUUUUGGGUCUCACUGGCCUGCUUCACCAUCUACUACACCAACUUCUUCCGUGUCAUGUGGGAGUCGCCUUUGGUGAACCGUACCUACUUCUACCUUGCCUUCGCUUGCCUGGCCUUCAAUAUGUCCAUGCUGGGGUAUCUCGCGCUUUGGUGCACCGUCGUGCUGAAGAUCGAAGAGCCUUGGGAGACUAAACAUCCGAAGGCCAUCCCCGUGAUGGCAAUCGUUGGCUUUUCCACCGUUUGGCUGUUCUUCUUUGCGCUUUGGCCUGUCUGGGGCCUCCUUACGCUGGUUAUCCAACUCAUUUUCUUCCUGGGCUUCGUGAGCGCAGGUCAGUUCCUUCCGAGUGGGACGCCCGGAGCUGUCCUGAUGUUCGUGAUCUUCUUCGGAGCUUUCUUCACAUCAGAGCUCAUCCCUCAUGAGGGACUGGCACACUACACACCUGGUCCGAGCUCGUCGCGGUGA
This is a messenger RNA of Symbiodinium necroappetens, 651 nucleotides long. The record is from the annotation of a GenBank genome assembly. Lineage: Eukaryota; Dinophyceae; Suessiales; Symbiodiniaceae.